CAAAUAUACAGAAUUGGUACCUGUCAUCUAGAGAUAUUUAAGGGUUACUGGAAACUUACAUGUGUUAUAAAAUAUCAAAAUGUUAUUUGGAGGAAGAAAAUAAUCCAGUGACUUAAUGCUUGACUCGUUCUGUUGAUAUAACGAGGCCAGGUAAUACUUCACCAUAGGUAAACCAUACAAAACAGUAUUUACCGAGAGCUGACCCAAAUAUUUUGUUUAUCUCUGAACUUGAAAGGCUGAUGAAGAAACCCCGAGUUUGUGUAGUGGGGGCAGGGGUGAUAGGCCUGUCCACCGCCGUGCGGAUCCAGAAUGAACUGCCCAACUAUGACGUCACGGUCCUUGCUGACCGUUUCAGUCCGGACACCACAUCAGACGGGUCGGGUGGAUUCUGGCAGCCACAUCUAGUGGGCGGAGACAAUCAGGAUAUGGUCAUACAGUGGGGUCGCGACACUUUGAAUUACCUAUUUUAUUUAGCCACAUCACCACUGGCGAAUCGCCUCGGGGCCCAGAUGGUUUCCGGCUACUCUUUCUUCUCCGAACCACAGUGUCCGGAGUGGCGACACCUGGUGCUAGGUUACCGAGAGGUGGACAGUCGGGAGAUCAAACUGCUCUUUCCCAGGGCCAGAUUUGGUAUGUUCUAUACUACCGUGAUGAUCCAUGUCAAAGCUUAUCUGUCCUGGCUGAUGUCAAGAUUCAAACACAACAAUGGUAAUGUCAUUGACGCAAGAAUCGACAAGUUAGAGGAUUUAGUGAAAGAGUAUGACGUAAUUGUCAACUGUACGGGGUUGGGAGCCAGGAAACUCAUCAACGACCAUGACGUCACACCGAUCCGCGGGCAGGUCACGAGGGUCAAAGCCCCAUGGGUGAAACUUUUUAUGACCUACCAGGGAACGCAUGGACACUGCGAGAAUUACAUUUUACCAGGAGCUGACGCGGUGGUCCUUGGUGGAACUGGUCAGGAGGGAAACUGGAACACAGGUGUUGAUGACGAGGACCGCAAAAUGAUUUUGGAGGGAUGCGUGGAAAUGAUGCCUAGUCUGAAGGAAGCAGAAGUGGUGCGACAUUGGACCGGAUUACGUCCCCACAGAACUUCCGGAGUACGUCUGGAAACAGAGAGACUCGCAAAGGGGAAAUUGGUGGUACAUAAUUACGGACACGGAGGAGCGGGGGUAACGUUACACUGGGGUUGUGCAGGACAAGUCGUCAGAGAAAUUCGGACGGCCUUUACGCCAAACUUUUCGAGACUUUAAGAAAAUCUAGUCAUCUUAAUUAUUUCUAACAAUGACAGAUUUCAAGUAUUUUACAGAGAAUCAAACAAACCGUGUUUCAAGAAACAUGUUUAGACUGUGGAUGACAAGAGACUAUUUUUAGACUGUGGAUGACGAGAGACUAUUUUUAGACUGUGGAUGACGAGAGACUAUUUUUAGACUGUGGAUGACGAGAGACUAUUUGACUCUCUGAUAUGUCAGAAUAAAGGAAGCAAACGUUUCAAUACGUGAUCAGUUGAUUACUGUAGAUCAUGAAAUCUGUCUAAUCCAAAACUUGUACAAAUGUGUUCAGUGUGCUUUUUACUGUGUAUUCAAAUUCAAUCGAACACUCUUAUGUUAAUUAUAAUCUAUAAAUAAAACAGAAAUAAGUUUCUGAUAAAGGUGUAGUCAUUGGAACAGUGCAAUUGUAGACGAAGUAUAACUCGAUUCUUUUUAAUAUAUGAUAAUGAAAUAAAAAGAUAAAUCAUAUUAUUCAUGGUCAA
Molecule: messenger RNA, 1750 nt
Organism: Ostrea edulis (European flat oyster)
Lineage: Eukaryota; Metazoa; Mollusca; Bivalvia; Ostreida; Ostreidae
Product: D-amino-acid oxidase-like
Exons: 11
Coding region: 240-1250 (336 amino acids)
Molecular function (GO): D-amino-acid oxidase activity; FAD binding
Source: RefSeq, a predicted model, not a curated record